AGGUAACUUCCCAGAGAGAACCAGAUUCAGAAACACUCGUAACUUCUUUAGAUUCUGCCAUUCUCUUGAAUGAUAAAAAUGGACAGGGUUGUUCUUCUUUUCCUCAAUCAGAGAUUUCACGAGAUAAGAAGAAUACUCAGUUUUCAGAAAAUUCUAAUAACAGUCCAUCAUCUAAAUCAUGUAAUGCUUCUUCUAGCUUUGAAUGUGAUGAGAAG
Messenger RNA from Funneliformis geosporum, 215 nucleotides. The record is from the annotation of a GenBank genome assembly. Lineage: Eukaryota; Fungi; Glomeromycota; Glomeromycetes; Glomerales; Glomeraceae.